Molecule: messenger RNA, 611 nt
Organism: Drosophila rhopaloa
Lineage: Eukaryota; Metazoa; Arthropoda; Insecta; Diptera; Drosophilidae
Exons: 2
Coding region: 95-499 (134 amino acids)
Source: RefSeq, a predicted model, not a curated record
AGCUGUAGCUUGUUAGCCGUCAGUCUGUUACUGGCAAACGAAUAAAUUAUUUACCCUUGUAUUAGUACCAAACUAUUGCAAGACUUGUUGUGAAAUGGUUGAUCGUGGCAAUAACUUGGUACUCCCAGUGGGUCCAUGCACCUCGGAGCUCACAGAAUCGCAGGCCAGCUAUGCUCCCCCCAAAAUCAAGAAAGUUUUGCCCACUAGGGGAAAUCGGAUGGAGCAGUUCCUUUGGCAAGAGCUCUUCGCGGAGUACAACCGACAGGCUUCCGUUCCGGUUGACCUGGGGGAGGACCGCACGGAGUACUACGACCAAUUCUGCAAGGAUGUGCCGCCAAAGAACGAGGAGACCGAGGAGGUCCUGAUCAACAAGUACCCGCUGUAUUGCACCUCGGCCGUUACCGUGUGGAACCACGAUGGAGAUGUCACCAGGACCUUUAAGAGAAAAUAUUCCAUAACCAAACCCAUUCAUGAGUGCACCGAAAAGUUUGCACUUUAAAAGUAUCUUCUCCGAAUUAAGCUGUGUAAAAUUGUUACCUUUUCUAAACAUAAGGUCCCAAAACAGCUACUACCUCUUUUGAAUUGAAAUAUAAUUAUCCUGGCAACUCAAA